AGUUGCUGCCGCCUUCGUAGCUCGGGGUUCUUCUCUUUCCACCGCCUCCCCACCCGCUCUCUCCUGUUCCCCAAGCUGGGUGAUCUAAAAUCUGUGACUCAGAGACUUGCAAUCCUGAUACUGCAACGUGUGGCUGGCGGAAAGGGAGAACAGACGGGGCUCUCUUGAUCCGAGCCAGGUACACCGCAGGACUUUUCCCCUCCCGUGUGCAGAAAGGAAACUGAUCAGGGUGACAACUGCACGCGAUAUUCUACAUUGCAAGAAAACUUCCUGCUUUCUUUCCAGGAGGCCUUUGGAGAUCGCUUCAGGCUUUGGUGGUUGAUUUUUGGUGCUUGUGUGUUGUUGUUGUUGUUGUAAUUGGGACUGAAAGAAAAACAAGGAAAAAAGCGAUGGGGACUAACCUUGCUUUUCUCUGACGCGUGGGAAAAGGAGGUGCUGAAACGACGUAGACUUCGGAAUUCCUGUACAUUACAGAGUUUAAAGUGGGCGGCCAAACAAACUGAAAUCUAUCUCCCACAUCUCUGCAUGGAUUAGACUGGAGAAGGAACAAAGCCUUUUGCUACCUUACUGUCUGUUUUGCUUUCUACAUGGGGUGGCUGUUGAUCUGAUCCUUUUGCCUGGGAGGACAGACUGAACCAUGAGUCUGCAGGCGCAGCCGAAGACUUCAAGCAAGAGGGCUGGGAAGCGGGUUGCCUUUUUCAAUGAACAAGGCGUCGUGCUGAAAGAGGCCCAGCAGCAGCAGCAGCUCCUCAAGGAAGGGCAGUACUACAGCCAUGGGGGGAAUGUGCCUUCCUCCCAAGCCAUGGAGCUUUCCAAGUCAGGUGUUUUCAGUGGAGUCCCCAGCAACGCUGCUUUGCUGAACUCUCUUUAUCAAGACCGAGGCGAGGUGAGGAUGAUCCCUCAGCAGUUGCCCACUGCCAAGUGGCAGAACUCCCUGAUAGGGCACCGGUUGCCUGAGCGGAGCGAUGCAGGUUGGCAGCCCCAGCCUGGAGGGUGGAAUCACGGGAUGGUUUACGGAGGCAGCCAGAAAGGGGGGCAUCCCAAUGCCAAUGUCCCGACUUUCUACAGCCACCCAGACGCCUUGAAAAGAAACCGGGAGAAAGGUAUGGUGGUGUCACAGCUAGACUUGUAUGGAGAUGUUGUCAAAGCUCAGUUGGAACAGCAAGUGCUGGCCAGGCAGCAAGCCCACAUGAAUCAAUAUCAGCAAAUGCAAAAGCAGCAGCAGCAGCAGCAGCAGCAGCAGCAGCAGCAACAGAAUCAGACCCUCCCUUUGCAGCCUUUCCAGCUUGCCUUUGGCCACCAGGGCCAGAAGCAGGGGCUUCCUGAGCUGCUGCACGUCUUUCAACAGCCUCCCACCUCUUCCAGCCCAGCCUUUACCGCCCAGCAGAAGCAACAAGCUCUUCCACAGUUGCAGCUAUUUGAAAACUUUUAUCCGCAACAGCAGCAGCAGCAGCAGCAGCUCCAUCAGCAGGCCGCGGCGCAAGCCUUUGGCAUGCAACAGCAGCCAGCGACCGUAGCGCAGCCUCAUGUGGCGGCCCCUCCCCAGCCCCCUCAGCAUCACAUGGCUUCCCAUCAAUUCCACCCAGUUCCUGAGAGGAACCAGGAGCUGCUCAAGGCCCUAACGGAGCACAACGCACAGGCCGUACUCCCGCAGGCUCAGAUCCCUCUCCCCAGGCGAUCGCGGAGGCUCUCCAAGGAAGGGGUCCUGCCGGUGUCUUCUGCAGAAGAGGCGUUGGCGUCGAAGCCACCGGAGGACUAUCCCGGCAAUGUGCUACCGCAUCACUGGCAACCGCCGCAGCAUCCAGAUGUUCAGUUUCGACAUCAGUCUGAAACGUUCAGUCACAAUAAGGAGAGUUAUUCACAGCUGACCAGAACAGAGCUGGACCGUGGGGAGAUGCAGAGCCAACCUGAAAUGGAGAAAGUGGGCCCGUACGAGCAUGCCGGAGAAGCGGAGAAGCAGGUGGCUGUAGCCGAUGGCAUUGGCCAGAGAACUAAUGACUUUGGUGGGGUUCGAGGAGGUGUCAUCCAGAGCACACGGAGAAGGCGACGUGUUUCUCAAGAAGCCAAUUUGCUAACCCUGGCUCAGAAGGCUGUGGAGCUGGCUUCUCUUCAAAACCUCGGAGAACCUGCAAUGUCAGAUGAAAAGAACAAGAGUGAGGCAGCAGCAACCGCACCAAGGACUGUGGUAGAAUUUGCCAGUUCUUCACCAGCCCCGAAGAGAGCUCGGGAGGACAGCAGCCUUGUGCCUCUCAUCAUUCCUGUGUCUGUGCCAGUGAGAAGGCUGGACUCCCAAGAUAUUGGGAGGGAGAAGAGUGAGGACGGAAAGCAGCAGCAGCGGUUCAUGACAAAUGACCGCGGCAUUUCUGAGAGCAAGGCGUCUGUCAUAGUCACCCGGAGGAGGUCCAAUCGCAACUUGAACGUCGACCCGUCGGCUCAGCAUGAAGGCACUUCUUCAAAAGAAGACGUGGAAGGUUUUGCACGAAAACCAAAGCAACGACCCAGACCAGAGCCCCUCUUCAUACCACCGAAAGCCGGCACAUUCAUUGCUCCGCCAGUCUAUUCCAAUAUCACACCGUAUCAGAGCCACUUACGCUCACCGGUCCGCUUGGCAGAUCACCCUUCCGAUAGGAACUUUGAGCUACCUCCUUAUACGCCCCCACCAAUACUCAGCCCAGUACGAGAGGGCUCAGGACUGUAUUUCAACGCCAUCCUUUCUGCUAGUGGUAACUCGGUUCCACCCCCCAUGACUCCUAAAAGUGCACACAGGACGCUGCUCAGAUCCAAUAGUGCAGAAGUCACUCCUCCUGUCCUUUCGGUAAUGGGAGAGUGUACUCCUGUCAGCAUUGAACCACGGAUCAAUGUGGGGCCGCGAUUUCAAGCAGAAAUCCCACCUCUCAGAGAUCAAUCUCUGGCAGCCUCCGACAGAGCCAAGGAGGAAUUGGUGUGGCAGCCAUGGGAGGAACUUGAAACCAAUGUGUCAACCCAAGAGAAUGUGGAGAAUCUGCUAACUGCUGCUUGCUCAAGUAUAUUUCCUGGCGGUGGUACCAACCAAGAGCUGGCAUUUCACUGCUUACAUGAAGCUAAAGGAAACAUUCUGGCUGCUCUGACCAAAUUGCUGCUGAAGAGAUCUGUGCGGUCACCAAGCCACCCACUGGCAGACUAUCACUACACAGGAUCAGAUAAGUGGAGUGCACUCGAGAAAAAGCUCUUCAAUAAAGGAAUUGCUAUCUACAAGAAAGACUUCUUCCUGGUUCAGAAGCUUAUAAAAACUAAGACUGUGGGACAGUGCGUGGAGUUCUAUUAUACAUAUAAAAAACAAGUCAAAAUAGGCCGAAAUGGGACCUUAAUCUUUGGGGAUGUUGACGCAGCCACUGAAAGAGCUGUUAAAGAUGAAGCUGAAGUAGAUAUAAAGAGUUCCCAUAGGCUUACGCGUACUCUUCCUCCCAGAACAUAUAAUGAAGAUUAUGAAAACACUGAAGAUGAGGAUGAAGAAGGAGAAAUGGAGGAUGAGUUGGCUAUAAAAGAGGAAGUCGUAGAAGGGAAUGAAUUGCAUGACAAGAACAGCACCAUAACACCUCCCAAACCCACACAGCCAUUACACACUGAGAACCAGGCUGGUAGUCUUCUUAUGGAAAGAUUCCAGGAACCUGGUAUUCCAAGAGGGGCUGAAGCCACAGGCAGAGCUUCAAGAAGAACAAAGGAGACACCCAUGAAAUAUCGGAAGACUUCUCCACCUGCACCGAAGAGAAGAAGAAAGCCCAAACCCAAACAAGAGACUACCAGCAAAGUCCAAAACCAAGAGGAGGAAUUUCCAUGUAAAAAAUGUGGCAGAAUCUUCUACAAAGUGAAAAGCCGCAGCGCUCACAUGAAAAGCCAUGCUGAGCAGGAGAAAAAGGCAGCAGCUCUGAAGCUGCGAGAGAAGGAAGAGGCAGAGGCGGCGGCGGCAGCGGCGGCAGCAGCUCGCAGACAAGCUCAGCAUGAGGAAAGCAGCGAUAGCGGAAGCUCUAGCGGGGGAAGCAGCAGUAGCAGCAGCUCCGACGAAGAUGGAGAAGUCUAGCCAAGGGCCCGAAGCGGUCGAGAGUGCAGUCAGGCUGGAGUCUCUGAUCCUCGUGAUACUUUUCCAUCUGUACCUGUAUUGUUCCUCCAGCCCUCUUGCUUCCACUUCCUUCCUUGCCUUGCCUAACAAAGACUGAGUUGAACUGAUGGAUUUUAAAAGAAAAAGUGUGACCUUGAAAUUUCUAUUUUUUAAAGAAAAACCAAAAUUUUAUGAAUAACAUUUAUUUAUAAAUAACUGUUUUAGUACCUAAUUAUGGAAUGGAAUUCGGUUUUCUUUCAGUUCAAGCCACCAUGGCAUCUACAUUUGAGACAGAAGUCUGCUGAAGCAUCUGGACAUUGAUACAAGUGACUCUGGGAAUUUUACUUCGAGAAUCCAUACUGUUUCCUUUGACUACUUCCUUCUCUUGUCUCCAAAUUUUCUUUGUUACUCAACAUUCACUGACUGUCUCAAUCCAUUUAGUUUAGGGACAGAUUCCAGAUUCCUGCAAAUGAGCACGGGGUUGGACUCAAUGGCCUUGCAGGCGCCUUCCAACUCUGCUAUUCUAUGAUUCUGUGUUUUCUGUCAGUCCUACCAUAUGAGAAUUAAUUGUCCACAACAGGUCGGUAUCCUUCUGGUAGUGAUCAGUGAACAGCCUUGCUGGGAGACAUGUCUUUUUACACACAGGAAGCAGUGUAGCCAGUAUUCAUUCAGUCUCAGAGCUGGCCCUUCACUGUUGAAUUUGGAAAUGCUACGUAGGGCUGACCAUAUUUUUGUACACUUGUUACAA
Molecule: messenger RNA, 4823 nt
Organism: Elgaria multicarinata webbii
Lineage: Eukaryota; Metazoa; Chordata; Lepidosauria; Squamata; Anguidae
Gene: MIDEAS
Product: mitotic deacetylase associated SANT domain protein
Exons: 13
Coding region: 638-4057 (1139 amino acids)
Biological process (GO): regulation of transcription by RNA polymerase II; negative regulation of DNA-templated transcription
Cellular component (GO): histone deacetylase complex; transcription regulator complex
Molecular function (GO): transcription corepressor activity
Source: RefSeq, a predicted model, not a curated record